CACACACACACACACAUAUACACCAACACGCUCACACAUAUGCUUACUCCAAAGCCACAAUGCCAGAUUAAUAGAAGAGUAAGACAAUCUCUCCUGGGUGACGCUCAAUGUCGAAGGAGAAGAGUCGAACUUCGAAAGUCAUCGACGAGGGAGGUCGGAGAGCAACGAGAGAGAGAGAGAGAGAGAGAGAGAGACAUGAAGAGAUAAAGGAAGAUGUGAACGGCGACAGAGAGAAAGAGGCGGAAGCAGAAAAGAGUAUGUGUGCAAGUCAAGAGACAGAAAGAGACCACAAGUAGGAAGACGGAGAGAGUUUGGUGGAUUAUUUUGCAUCUGAGUCGCUGGUCGUCUGGACAAAAACCACAAGGAGCUUUUUCUACCGGGACCGGGACGCCUCGGCUAGGAUUUAAAAAAAAAAAAAAAGGAAGAAACAUCUGAAGAUUACUCAUUUCAUGGCCUCCAACAGCAUCUUUGAGUCUCUGUCGUCCUACCAGUCAGCUUUCAGACGAGACCCAGCCCCGGGCCGGCGCUACACCCCUCCCUCCACCGCCCUGGCCUCGGGUGGCAAGAUGGCCGAGGCCCUGCCUCUGGGCACCCAGGAGGCCGGAGGGGCGGCUCUGGUGGGCAAACUGCGCGUGGCCGAGCGCGGCGGGAUGGUGGAGGUGAUCUCGGAUCAUCCGGGCGAGCUGGUGAAGACGGACAGUCCCAACUUCCUGUGCUCGGUGCUGCCCACUCACUGGAGGUGCAACAAGACGCUGCCCAUCGCUUUUAAGGUGGUUGCCCUGGGCGACACCCCCGACGGCACCCUGGUAACGGUGAUGGCGGGAAACGACGAGAACUACUCGGCCGAGCUUCGCAACGCCACCGCCGCCAUCAAGAACCAAGUGGCCCGAUUCAACGACCUGCGCUUUGUCGGCCGCAGCGGAAGAGGGAAGAGUUUCACUCUGACCAUCACUGUGUUCACCAACCCUCCUCAGGUGGCCACGUACCAGAGAGCCAUUAAGAUCACAGUGGACGGCCCGAGAGAGCCACGACGUCACCGUCAGAAGAUGGACGAGGUCAAACCGGGCUCCCUGGCUUUCUCCGAGAGGCUAUCAGAGCUGGAGCAGCUGAGACGGAGCUCCAUGAGGGUGACGCCUCCCCACCACCAUCACCACCAGCACUCGGCCAACACACGCCAAUCGGCGGCGCUCAACUCGGCCGCCUUCUCCAGCCCUACGCACGCUCAGAUAACUGCUGACUCCAGACAGAUGCAGCCGUCUCCGUCCUGGUCCUACGACCAGUCCUACCCCUACCUUGGCCAGAUAGCCACGCCCAGCGUCCACGCGGCCAACCCCCUUUCUCCCGGCCGCUCGGCGCUCAGCGACUUGUCGUCGCGGCUCACGGGUCCCGACCUCACGGCCUUCGGCGACCCCAGGAUGACCUUAGAGCGGCCCUUCACCUCCCUCCCGUCCUUGCCGGACUCUCGCUUCUCCGACCACCGGGUCCACUACCCUCCCACGGCGGCCGCCUUCACCUACGCGCCCUCGCACAACGCCGUCUCCAACGGCGCGCUGGGCAUCACCAUGGCGACAGCCAUGGCGUCCACCCCGGCGGGGCGGUACCACACCUACCUGCCUCCGCCCUACCCGGCCAACACCCCGCACCAGGCUCAGAACGGGCCCUUCCAGUCCACCUCCUCGCCGUACCACCUGUACUACUCCGCCGCCGCCGGCUCCUACCAGUUCUCCAUGAUGGCCGGCGGCGGCGGGGGGGGAGGAGGCAGCAGCGACUCGCGCUCCCCGCCGAGGAUCCUGCCGCCGUGCACCAACGCCUCCACAGGCUCCUCCCUCCUGCACCCCUCUUUGCCCAAUCAGAAUGAAGGCGUGGGCGUGGAGGUGGAGUCGAGCCACAGUAGCUCCCCGACAAACAUGGCAGCUGCUGAAGCAGUCUGGAGACCUUACUGAACCAGGAUGGGCGGGUUUGAGGCCUGGUCAUGUGACGGCAGACAGCAACACACACGCUCUCGGCUCAUUGGUUACUACUGAAAAUGCGUCAUUCAUCUCUUCUUUCUUUCUGUUUCUCAAAAACACAGCAGGUCACUGUAGUUUUAGCAUUUCUUCAGGACUAUUUUCAGCGGCAGAUUAAUCCACAAUCGGUGCUCUGGUGUGUGUGUGUGUGUGUGUGUGUGUGUGUGUGUGUGUGUGUGUGUGUGUGUGUGUGUGGUACCGAGUCAAAAGAAACAACAGGUUAAUGGUUUUAACGGCUCAGAUAUCAGGUGUCGACACACACACACGUGUUAAAUGUCACCUGACUCUUAACUUAUAUCGGAGCGCUUCUUCUUCUUCUUCUUCUUCUAUCGAUCAACGAGCAGAAUGACUGACAGGUGCAUUAUCCAGCAGACAGCAGCGAGUCCACGCCUCAAACACCUCACUCUCAGGACAUAGAGAAGAAGAACGGGAGAGAAGAUGUAGUCUGGACAGACAAACAGAGAGAAACAUUGUGAAUAACGAGACGCCGUCCUCAUAAAUGUCGUCGGCUGUUGUGUAUAUUUCUUUUUUUUUUGUUGCUCACGCUCACGCCAAAUACAUAUUUCUCUCAAACUGAGGCCAUCAUCUCCUGAAGAAAUGAAAAGAAACACGACGGCUUCGCAGCGGUCGAAUAAGUUCAUUGAUUACAUAUUUAUUAUUACGGAUUCUGAGACGUUUCUGAUCAGAUUUCUACAAACACGGUGAGGAACCAUUACAGCAUGGAGUUUUGUAAAAUGCUUUAAUUUAUUUUUGCAAUACCAAUUUUAGUAGCAUUUCGUGUGUGUGUGUGUGUGUGUGUGUGUGUGUGUGUGUUGUACUGUAUAUAACCAGGGCUGUAAAUGACACCUGCAUUUCAUCAUGUUUCCAUCACUCCUUCCUUCCUCUCUCUCUCUUUAUCUCUCUCUCUCUCUCACACACACACACACACACACACACACACACACACACACACACACAAUCAUUUUUGUUAUGGCAUUGCUGAUAGUGCACAUUUUGUUUUUGAUUUCUAUAAACAUUCUUGA
Messenger RNA from Anoplopoma fimbria (sablefish), 3028 nucleotides. It is a transcript of the gene runx1, whose product is annotated as RUNX family transcription factor 1. Gene Ontology annotation, molecular function: RNA polymerase II cis-regulatory region sequence-specific DNA binding; DNA-binding transcription factor activity, RNA polymerase II-specific; ATP binding. The record is from RefSeq and is a predicted model, not a curated record. NCBI's taxonomy places the organism in Eukaryota, Metazoa, Chordata, Actinopteri, Perciformes, Anoplopomatidae. Gene Ontology annotation, cellular component: nucleus. Bases 450 to 1943 code for a protein of 497 amino acids. The transcript is spliced from 9 exons. Gene Ontology annotation, biological process: regulation of cell differentiation; neuron differentiation; hemopoiesis.